GUUCUUUUCAACCUGCACAGCAGAGCGCUGGGAGCAGGGAAGGCUGGAGAUAACUGCUGUUGGCGCAGAGUUCCUCGUAAAUCUGACCUGGUGAUAACUGAAAGCGCACAGACAUUCAGAAGAACGUAGUUCCCAGGUCAAGACAUGAUUCCGUUCAAGGGAACAUUCUGUAUCCAAAACUGUUCGUAAAUUGGAAGUGAAUAAAAGGCAGUGUUUGGGAGUGGAGCAGGUGCGGGAAGAUUGGCCACCAGCCAGGCCCUCUGACUCAGUGUCUUGACCAGAAGAGGUGAAAGAUCAGCAGCAAUUCCAAUCCAUUCUGGCCGGAAGGUCGCCUCAUAUUUAAAAACAUUUAAGAAGGGUGAGCUGGGCAAAGUGAAGUUUGCAAGGUAGAUGGCCUCCCCACCAGCAAGCUCCAUGUACCUAUCCAAAAGUCUCUUAGAAGACUCUAUCGUAUCCACUUCCACAACCAUUGCCGGCAGCCCAUUCCAUGCACUUUAAGAUGAGAGGAAGAAGUUUUAAAAUGGGUCUGAGAGUGACCAGGUUCUACGGAUCACCGUCAGUAAUGAGGCACAACUCACCCUGGUGAGGUCCCUGCAGGAAGAAGAGCAUUUGAAUAUUGAUUUCUGGAAAGAAUCUAACAGCCCUUUACUGCCUAUUGACAUCCAUGUCCCAAGUGAACAUACCCAAUCUGUGAAAGCUUUCCUGGAGUUCCAUGGCAUACGUUACUCUAUCCUAACUGAAGAUCUUCAGGCCCUGUUGGAUGAGGAGCAGAAGGAAAUGUUGCUGUCUCAGCAGAAGGAGCGCAGCACCAAGACUUUCAACUAUGCUGCUUAUCACACAUUGGAGGAGAUCUAUGCUUGGAUGGACACAUUUGUGGCUUCAAACACGCAUUUAGUCAGCAAGAUACAGAUUGGUACCACAUUUGAAAACCGGCCAAUCUACGUCCUCAGGUUCAGCACUGGUGGGAUCAACCGACCUGCUAUCUGGAUUAAUUCUGGAAUCCAUGCCCGCGAAUGGAUUACUCCAGCUACUUCCCUCUGGUUUGCCAAUAAGGUUGCCAGUGACUAUGGCAAUGAUGCCUCUAUAACUUCACUCCUCAACACAAUGGACCUCUACUUGGAGGUUGUUACAAAUCCUGAUGGUUUCCAUUUUACCCACACUAGUAACCGCAUGUGGCGCAAGACCAGGUCAAAUCAUUCUGGCACAAAGUGUAUUGGAGUUGACCCAAACAGGAACUUUGAUGCCAAUUUUGGGGGACCUGGAGCCAGUAAUUAUCCUUGCUCAUCCACAUACCAUGGACCUUUCGUCAAUUCUGAGAAAGAAGUCAAAGCCAUUGUUGACUUUGUCAAAAACCAUGGAAAUUUCAAGGUCUUCAUUGAUGUUCAUAGCUAUUCGCAGCUCUUACUAUUUCCUUAUGGUUACACCUCCAAUAAAGCAAAGGACUAUGAUGAGCUGUUAGAUCUUAGCAAGAAAUCCAUAACUUCAUUGGCAUCACUGCAUGGCACCAAGUAUAGAUAUGGACCCAUUAUUACAACAAUCUAUCAAUCCAGUGGUUCCUCCAUUGACUGGGCUUACGACUACGGUAUCAAGUAUGCUUUCUGCUUUGAACUGCGUGAUACUGGUCGUCAUGGUUUCCUUUUACCAGCCGAUCAGAUUAUUCCAACAGCUGAAGAAACCUAUCUGGCGUUGACUGACAUUUUCAACCAUGCCAGACAACAUCCCUAUUAAAGUAAAUUAAAAUAUUGUGGCAAUUUCACUCCAAGGAUCUCAUGCAUCAGAAUUGAUUUAAAUUUUGCUCUAUUGAA
Molecule: messenger RNA, 1805 nt
Organism: Pristis pectinata (smalltooth sawfish)
Lineage: Eukaryota; Metazoa; Chordata; Chondrichthyes; Rhinopristiformes; Pristidae
Product: carboxypeptidase A1-like
Exons: 14
Coding region: 778-1728 (316 amino acids)
Biological process (GO): proteolysis
Molecular function (GO): zinc ion binding; metallocarboxypeptidase activity
Source: RefSeq, a predicted model, not a curated record